Molecule: messenger RNA, 1327 nt
Organism: Alternaria rosae
Lineage: Eukaryota; Fungi; Ascomycota; Dothideomycetes; Pleosporales; Pleosporaceae
Exons: 5
Coding region: 437-1327 (296 amino acids)
Source: RefSeq, a predicted model, not a curated record
ACCGUCACUCAACCUCCUUCGAUGGCUCUGUUCUACAGGCCCCCAUCACAAUCAUGAAAGCCGCAUUGGCUCUCAUUUGAUGAAUGAUGACCGCCGCAACGUCUCAAACCCCACGGUAUAGGUGGCGGCCACAUGCGUGGAGGCACCGGCGCUGUACCCUUCAGGGCUGGAGACUGGAAAUCCGGCGAGAACGACUGCGGUCAAUCACUCCGACGUCUUGGCCAAGCCCAUGGACGCCCGCGCGGACGUUCACGCCUUCCUGUCGGAGCGCAGCAAGGUUCUCGAUCUCCGCAUGAGCGGUCUUCCCCAUGACACAACGCAGUCAGAACUAGAGGGCUGGUUCACCCGAUUCGGCGGACGCCGUAUUGCUUUCUGGACCCGCAAACAGCAAGUCGCCUUCCCUUAGCAAUGGGGGUUGGUGCACCGACAACACACAAUGCGGCCUCAUCACGCUCCUGAUGACCUCCGCGAGAGCUUCCUGCAUCAUGUAGGCUGCUGUUACGAUCUACCAUCGCCCUGGAAGUGUGGCGAGAACGACUGCGGUUACCACAACUUCGCAAAGAACACUACCUGUCUCCGCUGUAGUGCGAGCCGCGCAGGUGCAGCUGUUGUGGCCGACUCAGCAUUCCCUUCACCGAUGGACACUCAGUCUGGGUAUGGCGAUCUAGCCAGUGAGUUCGGCACCGUUCGCAACAUCGUUCACGUCGACACCCUCCAUGAUGCCAUGCGCUUGAUCUUCCGCAUCGAGUUCGAUUCCAUCGGUGCCGCCCACGCUCAUACUACUGGGCCACUGCCAACGUUACGAACGCCAAGUACCAUCAAGGACGUCCCAAGUUAUUCGGUUGGGGGCGACUGGGUAGGGCGAGGCCGGGGCCCUUAUCCACCAACGGUAUUGAACGCGUUGCGCAGAGUUACUCGUGGGACCAGUGUGUUUGUUGUGGAAGGAUCGCUCGCGCCUAUGCCGUCCACGGAACAUAUGAGCAUGGCACCGCAGCGGCUUUGGCCAGAGUAUGUCGCCUGCGACCCGAUGCAGAAUACUGCCGUCGGGCUCAGGACCGAGUGCCGUAUGGAGUGUUCUGUGUUGGGUUGGCACGGCGCCUCUGACGAGGACGAGGACAAAGACAUCAACUGUGCUGGCCGCUUGGACAGCAUCGUCACCGCCCCCGCACAAGAGAAGUGCAUCUGCGAAAACGUCAUGUGUUCGGCAUGGCAGAUCCGCAUGUUUGUCAACGCACCCAAGAAGAAGGCUGCCAAGGGGGCGAAAAUGAAGGCGAAGAUCAACACUCACAGAGCGAUCGCCUACCCCGGAGGAUGCCUCCGACUCUGA